GUUACACGUUUUGGGACGAGGCUUGACUGUUUAUAUUAUAUUAAUAUUAUUUAUAUUUGGGGAGAAACGAGCAGAAAACGUGUUGCGAGGCGAAUGACACGAAAUGAUCUCUGUUCCUGCAGUGUAGUAUAACAAAAAAACGCCUGUGCUGCCUUCAUCUCCCAUCAGUAGACGGAGGAAAUUUAAGUAAAAACUAGGCUGUAUAAAUUUAGCGUUUUGAUUUUUUUUAUCAUCCACUGAUAGCUGACUGGCUCAAGGAUGGCAGGAAGCCCCGGCCAUGAACAAGAUGAAGAGGGCUUCAGGGAUCAAAUGGUUCGUUUCCACAGCUACCUCCACGGAGGGACCUCCAGCUUGUUAUCCACCAUCCCCACCCUCAUCGUCUUCCCUGUCUACAAAACUGUUUUCCGUCAACAAAUCCACAACACCCCGGUUCACCAGGCAGUGGGACAGCUCCUCAAAGAGGGACCUGUGAAGCUCUACAGGGGCGUGGCCCCACCAUUACUGAUGAGGACCCUGAAUGGCACGCUGCUCUUUGGCCUCCAAGACACCCUCCUCCGUCAGCUCUCCCUGUCAUCCCAGAAUGUCAUCUACACCUCUGCCUUGCCUGCUCUGGCUGGGUUUGGUGCAGGUAUGGUGGAAGCUGUGGUUUUUACCCCCUUUGAGCGCAUCCAAAAUGUGUUGCAAAACAGCCAAAAUGACCGCCACCUACCCACCAUGAAGAGUGUUCUUGUGAGUCUGAAGACACAUAGGCCGGCCUUAGGGUACUACAGAGCCUUUCUGCCAAUCACGGCCCGCAAUGCUCUUGGCAGCUCCCUCUACUUUGGCCUGAAGGGGCCGGUGUGUGCUGUCGUGGAGGCACAGGGGCUUUCUCCAGUGGUUUCCUCCUUCGUCUCGGGGACACUGACCUCCAUGGCCAUCAGCAUGACUCUUUACCCUCUGUCCGUGCUAGUGGCUAACAUGCAGGCAAAAGUGGGAGGGGAGGUGAAAGGGGUCAUGGCUUGUUGGAGGAUGCUGUGGGAAUCUCGGCAGCGGAGUGUUGCUCUGCUGUACAGAGGAGGCUCACUGGUUGUUUUGAGAUCAUGCAUUACAUGGGGAAUCACCACUGCUAUCUACGACUGGCAGCAGAAAGGUUCAGGCUGAAAAACAUCAUUUAAAAAUUGUUUUACAGUUUGUAUUGGCUAUAAGGUACAAAAAAAAGUUUUUUAUGUUCUGAAAAUAUUUUUUGAAACUAUUAAUGUGAAAUUCAAGUGCAGCCACAAGGAUAUGAUCCAUCACCUGGUUCAUAUCAACAAUCACGACCAAUGUAUCAGAAUUCACAAGCAAGUUCAAGUCACCACUACCAGGAAGUAUUUAUCAUAUAAUGAUUGAUAAUAUAAAUAUGGUGUUGGUGAAUCAGGUGCCUUUUAUUUUUACUGUCUUAAUGGAGAAUUUUACCAGUUUAACUCAUCAAAGUCAGUUAACUCAUCAUACUCAGGUUAUCAACAGCUACUUUGCAUAUUUGCUAUUUGCUGGUAUUUGUAUAAAGAAGAAAUAUCAGGAAAUUACAGGAAAGAAAUGGGGAACAAAUGACGUCCAACAAAGAUCACCUGCCAGUCCAACAGGAUGCCCAUUGAGUUAUCUUAACUCUGAUGAUCUUUCAGGGUGAUCUCGGUUUGGAGACUACUAUUUAAAGCAGAAGCCCUGCAACACACAUUUACCAGCUAGGAAACAAUAUUGGUUUCAACAUGGAAAAAAAGUAGGAUCCUUAAUUUUUCAGGCUGGAGCCGUAUAAGUCACUAAAGGUCAGGAUAUCAGCCUUUGCUGCCUUGAUCUUGACCACCUGUCUCUGUUGGAGUGCAAUACUAAAGCACUGUCAUUUCCCUUUAAGUGCAUAAAGGGAGAUGGAUCCAUGUUUAUGGUGUAUUGUCAAGACAUUAUUUAAUUUUCUGUAUGACAUAAAUAUUCCAUGUGAGUUAAAGGACUGGAAAAAAUAAUAUAGGCCUCAGUGUACACACUCUCUGUGUGGAGUUUGUAUGUCCUCCCCAUGUCUGCAUGGGGGUCCAUAGACAUACAGGUUAUGUGAGUUGGAAACUAAAUGGCUAAAUAGCACUGGAAUACAUUGUCAACUCAUCAAGGGUGAUGUGGGCAAGCUCCAGUGCCCUGCCAUAAGCCAAUGGAUGGAAUAAAUAAGUGUUUUCACAAUGUAGCCCUUAAAAAAAACGGUAUCUAUGUGACUGUGAAAUAAAAAAAAAUGUCAACAACCUGUCUGUAACCUCCAAGUAAACAUGUGAACAGGGAGUAGCAUUAUAAUAAUACUUAUUAUUGAAGUAUACAGACGUUUUCCC
This is a messenger RNA of Anoplopoma fimbria (sablefish), 2324 nucleotides long. Its product is annotated as solute carrier family 25 member 53-like. The coding region runs from base 259 to 1140 and encodes 293 amino acids. Lineage: Eukaryota; Metazoa; Chordata; Actinopteri; Perciformes; Anoplopomatidae. The transcript is spliced from 2 exons. The record is from RefSeq and is a predicted model, not a curated record.